Molecule: messenger RNA, 1496 nt
Organism: Linum tenue
Lineage: Eukaryota; Viridiplantae; Streptophyta; Magnoliopsida; Malpighiales; Linaceae
Source: the annotation of a GenBank genome assembly
AACGGGUGUGAUUAUCAAUUAAUUUAUUAUUAAUUAAUAAUUACACCAUUGUUUUCUGCUUAUCAUCUCAAUCAUGCUAGCCACCUUAAAUAGUGGCUAGUGGUGGUGGAGUUCCCACUUCCAAGUUCCAACUACUAAAAAACCCAACCCUACCAAUUGAAGUAUUGAACCAACCAUAAAGAAAAAGAAGGAAGAAGGAAACAUGUUGCCAGCAACAGCAAGCAGCAGCAGGACUCCAUUUGUUGUUGCCGUCGCCGGGCUUCAUGAUGAUCAUCGUCGUCAUGUGGAGAACUACUCCGGCGGGUUUCCUUCACUAGGCCGUCUCUCCAAGAACCAGCUGAUGACUUCCUCCUCGUCGGUGAAACCCUCAUCACUCUCUUCACGCGUGGUUGUCCGGAGUGGCGGCGUUGACCCCGUGGCGGCGGCAACAGACGCCGUCGCUGCUCUCCCCGCGGGUGGGAUCUCCCUCCCCUUUGAUCUUCCUCACGAUUCCCAAUGGCAACUAUGGCUUCUAGGUGCGGUGGCGAGUUUCGCUAUACCAUUGGUAACCGGCAAGUUGGGCCCCCUGGGAAAGUUAUUCGAUAAGUUUGAUGCGGCGGUGGACACGGCGCAGGGAGUGGCGGACAUGGUGGACGACGUGGCGGAGAAGGUGGAGGAGGUGGUCGACGAUAUCGGCAACAGCCUUCCGGCGGGUGCUCUCAGAGACGCGCUCGAGUAUGUGGAGAAUUUGGCAGAUCAGACCGAAAAGGUUGCUGAAUAUACUGCCGAUCUUCUCGAUAAGGUAAAACCCUAGCUAGAAGGGGAAGGGGAAGUGCCGGCUACUAGAAAUCGAACACACGACCUUUACAAUGGGAAGUGUGCCGACUCAUCAGUUAGGUUAGCCCUGGUUGCAUAGAUAGGUAUAAUUAGUUGAUGCGAAUUUAACAAAAGAGUUGGGAAGUUUUCAUGCUUGCUCAAUGGAUUAUUGGAAAGGUCAACACCUACGAUUUAGAGAUCUCUGAUUGCAUCAACCCAAAGAAACUUCAACGAAAGCAACUUUAAUUGGUCUGGCUGGCUGACAAUAAUUAGUUGAUUAUAAAUAUUGUCCACUGGUAUAGGCCAGUGGAUAUUAUUGGUUACGAAUAUUAAUGACUCAAGUUAAUGUGUAUUGUGGUGGUGGGCAAAUUGAUUAAACUGGAUGGAUGCGUUUUGUAUGUUGCAGGUGGAAGAAGUGGGGGACAAGGUAGAAGAAUUUGCGGAGUCGACGAUCGCCAACAAACCCACUUCCACUACAACUGAGGUGGUUCCAGAGGAAGUGAAAGCUGAGAUCUAAUACAUUCUUGUUCAUUCUGCGGAACUAUUAGUUAGUAUAUAAAACUACAAGUCUUUUUUGUUUGCUUGUAUGUUGUAACUAAGGUUGUUAAACCUCUAUCGAACUUCCGGUUGUACCCAGUCUGACCUAAUGUAGGUUUCAAAACGGUCUCCAGAGAGCCCCGAUCCGACCGUUCAGCAGCGGA